AUGAAUACAAGUGAAUUACAUUAAUUAGGAGAAGCUUUUGAAAUGAUGUAAGCUGGUGAUAUAUUUAAAUAAAUUAUUAGGCAAGAGGGAAUUCUUAUCUCGAUUUGAUAUGGAGACUAAGAUUGCUGCUUAUUAAAAAAUGAAGUUUGGUUAUGAAUAAAUUAUCCAUUUUUAGUAAGAACUAAAUGAUUAGGUUCUUAAUUCUGAAUUAAACUUAGAAAUUGAAGAAUAUAAUACUUAACUUAUUAAUUUCAAGGAACUCUUAUAAAUGAAUAAUUUAGAAAUGUUAUAUUAAAUUUGUAAUCCUGAUAAAAAGUAAUUAUUGUUAAUAUGAUUGUAAGAUUAAGUUUUGAAAAUGAUUUCAUUUAAGUAAAAUAGAAGCCCAAAGUUGGAGACAAAGAUAUAUUGCAAUUAGAAUCAGUUAAAAACACUAUGAAAGAAAUAGCUUUACCUUUUAAGUUUCCUCAAUUUUUUCAAAAUUGUUGUUAUUAUUAUGAUAUCAUACUUCUUUAUGGAGUAUUUCAUUCUUAUUAUUAAAGGCUCCUAAUUCUGGUAAAAAAUACUUAAUAGAAUAACGAUGCAUUCAUUAAAUUUUUGAUUUUGCCAGAAGCAUGUAGCCAUCAAUUCUAUUAAUUUAUGAUCUAGAGUAAAUAGGAAAGUAGAAUUUAAAUAGUAAUCGAACUAAUUUAAACAUCUUUGUUGAAUUAUUAAUAGAGUUAGAUAAAUAAAGGCAUUAAGAGAGUUUCAAGUUUUAAAUCAUUGGAAUUUCAAGUUACCCAUGGAAUAUAAAUCCUCCAGUCCGAAGAAGGUAAAAUAAUUUAUAUAAAAAUUUAGAUUUAGUAAAAGAAUUUAUAUACCUUUACCGAAUCGUCAACAAAUUGUGGAUUUAUUAAAUGAAAAGCUAUCAAAUAUGAAACAUAAGCUAACUUUGCAAUAAUAAGAUCAAUUAACCAACCUAUUUCAAGGUUACACAUGUUGUGAUAUCUCCAAUAUACUAUAGAUGGCUUAUGAUUAAACUUGGAAUAUCAAUAAAUAGAACAUAUAAAUCAAAUCAGAAUGUGCAGAUAAUAUUAUUGAAUAUGUAAGAAUAAAUUAGAAUUUAGGGCGACAUUCUUAAUGUACUUAGAAAGUACAAGCAAGUAAUUUCAGAAGAUUACAUCAACAAAUUAGAAGAAUGGAAAGCAAAUUUUGAUGACUGAAGGUAAAAUAUUGAUACUACUUAUGUUCAUAAUAUGCAUCAAUCCGAAAAUAUACAAUUUAAAUUUAUUAUUAAGAACUUACUAAGUGGGGGAUUGAUAUCAUUAUUCCAAAGAUAAUGAUAAUUCUUUUGCUAAAGUGCCCUCCUUGCAAGAAUCUCUCUCAUAAUUGAAGAAUAAAUUAUAAAUUUGAGUCUUUCAUUUUAGUAAUGAGAACAAUUAGUUCCUCACGUUUGGUAUUUAUUCUAUUGAAUCAAAAAUCCAAAUCAUAUUUAAUGAUACAAAGAAAC
This is a messenger RNA of Paramecium octaurelia, 1486 nucleotides long. The record is from the annotation of a GenBank genome assembly. Lineage: Eukaryota; Ciliophora; Oligohymenophorea; Peniculida; Parameciidae.